Emiliania huxleyi CCMP1516 is the source of this 303-nucleotide messenger RNA. RefSeq lists its product as hypothetical. The transcript has a single exon. Lineage: Eukaryota; Haptophyta; Isochrysidales; Noelaerhabdaceae. The record is from RefSeq and is a predicted model, not a curated record. The annotation marks the transcript as partial.
GAGCGCGCUGCUGGCGUGUAUAAUGUACUCGCGGACCACCCUCACCACCAUGGCGCCUCACGGCCUGUCUACAAGCGCGCGCGCCCGCUGCGAGAGGGCGAAGAACGGGCGAUCCGCAGGGCCAACCUGACCCUGAGGCAGCGUUGGUACGAGGCGGUCGAGUUGGCGCUUGCUUACUCGCGCUGCAAGCCCGCGCUCUUCAGCUGGCUCGAGCGCGCGCAGGCCAGGCUCGACGUCUACGGACCGGACGGUGUGGCGCGCCAGCGCGACCGCGACGAGUUUGAGGCCGACUUUGCCACCUGA